AUGGCCACAUCCUUUGGAGACCGGCGCCUUGCAAACAUCAAGGAAAACCAAGCCCUCUUGCAGGACGUGGAGCCACUCAAGCGGCAUGAUCUGGAUCAGAAAGACGCCGGCAAGCAGCAGACGCGGCCGGCAGCGAAGCGACGCAAGUUUGAGACGGGCCAACCGGUGCGCACAUCGGCGCGCAUCGCCUCGUCGGCGGCGCGUCCGACUUACAACGAGGAUGCACUAAGCGCCAAGCCGGAGCGGCCUCUGCCUCGCGGUAAAAGCACGGCAAGGAAGGACGGUGCAACUCGGGUGAAGAAGAGGGCUGCAAGCUUUACGGCCGACGACAAAAACUCGCCCGAGGAUAAAACUGAGGUGGUGCGUCCCGACCUGGACAGUCUCCGCGCGGGCUGGGCAUCAUGGACACCGGUGGCGCCCCCGCCGACGCGGGACCAUGUGGUGGGGACGUAUCGGUUCGAGUCGCAUCUCGACUUUACACCCAACAAGUCGCCCGAGGAGAUCAUGCGCGAGGGUUGCUUCGGGGGCUCGUAUUGGCGGCCGCUUUACUCGCGGCACCUACGAACGACCAUUGAGGACGACUGGCGAGAGCUCCCGGAUGCUUGGAUCCAGGGGCUCGACGUUGCGCGCUACUUGACGAGUCCUGAUUACGAUGAGAGCGUCAACAAGUAUGGAAAGGCUUGUGGUCAGAGCAUCGAGGAGUGGGAGGCCAAUGGCUGGAUUAAUCACAGCUACGACGUACGAGGGUGGUUUCAGUGGUACUGCCGGUUCUGGAUGGGCCGCAGGUGUCCCGAUGAUGACCGCCAAAUAUCCAGAUGGAAAAAGUGCGUCGGCGAAACUGGUCGCUGGAGGCGGAUACUUCUCAAAAAGUACGUCCAAAACGGUAUCCGAAGCGUCUUUGAUGAUGACGACGACGACGAUGUAGACGGCGGGAAGGGCGAUGUCAGUCCUGUCGUUCACCAGACCUGUCACCAUUGGGCCUACGAGGUAAGGCAAGAGGCACUGGAUCGCUUCUGGGCUGAGGGAAAAUAA
Pestalotiopsis fici W106-1 is the source of this 1032-nucleotide messenger RNA. RefSeq lists its product as uncharacterized. The coding region runs from base 1 to 1032 and encodes 343 amino acids. The record is from RefSeq and is a predicted model, not a curated record. NCBI's taxonomy places the organism in Eukaryota, Fungi, Ascomycota, Sordariomycetes, Amphisphaeriales, Sporocadaceae. The transcript has 3 exons.